Messenger RNA from Enterobius vermicularis (human pinworm), 1077 nucleotides. The record is from the annotation of a GenBank genome assembly. Lineage: Eukaryota; Metazoa; Nematoda; Chromadorea; Rhabditida; Oxyuridae.
UUGCUUCAGAUAAUUAAUUUAUGCGACAGUUUUGACAACGACAAUGCAGUUGAAGGUUUACCAGAACUGUUCUGUGAUCCUAAUAGCAUAUCUAUUGUAUUCAAAUCACAGAAACCAUUUGUUGGUCGAACCUUUGUCAAAGGAUAUGUUUUAAAUGAACGCUGUGUUCAGUAUGGUGAAGGAAAUACAGCUCACCGAUUUACAGUUCCUCUUGACCAAUGUGGAGUCCGACGUUAUCGAGAGUUUAAUGGUCUUAGCGCUACAACAACGGUGAUUAUUUCUUUCCAUAAGCUUUUUAUAACAAAAAUCGAUAAAGCAUACCAUCUCCGAUGCUUUUACAUAGAAUCACUUCAAACACUUUCUCAACAUAUGGAUGUCAGCGCAAUGACAACUGUGGAAUUGGUUAAACAGACUAAACUUCCUGUGUGUCGGUAUGAAAUUCUAACGGGCGGACCAGCGGGAAAACCAGUUCAGUUCGUCAGAGUUGGCGAUGUUGUCUACCACAAAUGGAGCUGUAAACCGACUGCAGAAGAACUUUAUUGCAUGAAAGUACAUUCAUGCGUCGUCUACGACGGUCAAGGAGGGGACAGUGUCGAGUUGGUGGAUAAAAAUGGAUGUGCCUCUGAACCGACAGUUCUACCAGAUUUAGAAUACCUUGGAGAUUUGAUAACCGGGCAGCAAACCAAUGUUUUCAAAUUUGCUGACCGUUCCAGUCUAUAUUUCAGUUGCCAAAUUGAAUUGUUGGUCAAAGAUCCUUAUACAAAAUGCGCAAGUGCGAGACCACAGUGUAAACUGCAAACGUCAAAUACAGCAACAUCUGAAGAAGACGAAGGAGUAUCUGAUGAAGAGUAUUCAGCUUCUAUGGCUUCUGCGGCUCCUGAUGAACAACUUUAUGAUAUCUUACCAAUUUUUAAAGAUACUGUAAAGGGCUUACGUAAGAUAGCAAAUGUAGAUUUGCCUGAACAGUCGCUAAUAGUUUUUGGUGUUGAAAGCGAUCGUUUACCAAUCGGUCCAUUUAAGCAGCACUGUGAAGUUACCGGUGCAAGAAACAUUAUGCAUCAAAAUCUUCUUGGUUAG